AUGUCAAGCCGCGUGCGGGUCCAGGACCCGCCCUCGUCGUUCUCGCAGAAGGCUCCCCGUAGAUCUUCCUUCCUCUCCCUCCGUCGCGACCAGCCUGCCUGCACCGAACCCUACCCCGCCUCCCCCACCAGCCGUUCUCCCCCCGCAAAAUCCACAUCACCCUCCUCUUUCUAUGCUUUCAGGGACGACCCCGCCCCUCUGACGUCUCGCGUCCCCGAUCCUCCGCGUACACACGGCCGCCGCCCGUCCAAGACAGCCAGCCUGCGCCACGAGCAGAGCUUCCCAACACCCAAGUCCUCCAGCCGCCCGUGGGACACAGAGCGAGACCGGAACCGGAACCGGGACCGGGACCGGGGCUGGGACGACAGAGCCGACGACGACGACGACGAGCUCCCUGAACACGUCCAGAGCUUCCUCGAGUUUCCCUCUGCCGACCCCCGCGCUCCCCGCAGCCCGGACGAGAGCUCGAACAAGCUGCGCUCGCGCGCACGCUCCGGGCCCUCCACGCACUUCACCAGCCUCACCAGCUACGGCAGCAGCUCGUACCCCGUCCGCGACUCCAACUCGUCCUCCCUCUCCCACUUCGAGGACCCAACACCGCCGACGCCGGUCGACGACUCGCUCUUCUUCCGCGACCCCGCGUUCGGGCCGGUUGUCGUGGCCGCACCCGUCGCAGGAGUGGAGACGAUGGACGCCCUCGUUGAUGGCAUGAACGGCUUCGGCGGAGAUGACCACUUCAUGGGCUUGGGCGGUAUGUCCGCGUCGCGCCCGUCCAAGACCCUGAAGGUGGGCUUCCACCCGCUCUACCAGCCCCCGCUGCCCAAGCCCCCGCCUGGCAUCAAGCUCGGUGGGGCUCUCCCCCGCAAACAUUCGGCGCGGGAGCGAGAGCGAGAAUCACUCCCGCACCCGCUCUCCGCCCCGCGCUCGCGGAAGGCCAACGGACGCGUCGCACCCCAGUCCACGAGCCCCGGGCCUGCGGCGACCGAGUUCCCCAGGUACCCAUCGCCCACCGGCCCUCCGACGGCGCCCAAGACGGUCGCACCCUCGAUAUCCGAAAUCAUCCGCGCCCAUGCCCCCGUCGAGCAGCAGACGCGGUCCCGCAAAACGUCGUAUGCGACCAGCUACGGACACGACUCUGUACCCAGCAGCUCUCGCACGCGCCUGAAGUCGCCUACGCCCGAGCCCGAGCCCGCACCGUUACCAGAGACCGAAGACGAGACGGACAUGGUCUCGCGUUCCUCGGUCGACACGCUCGCGGAGGAGAUCCAACGGAGCAUGCAGGCGCAGAAGCGCGCCGCGAUCGCACCGCACCUGCUGCACAAGGCCCGCUCUCAGCAGAUGAUGGGUGCGCAUUCCGCUGCGGAGCACGGCGCGCGGGGGCUCGGGUCUCCGCGUCCGACCACGGACGCGAGGCGGGAGAGCUCGAUCUACUCGAACUCGACGACGAUCUCGGACCAGCCCCCGUUGCCGCCGCUGGACCUGAUGGGUCUCACGCGCGUGCCGGUGAACUCGCCCUCGCAGACGAUCGCGCAGUACCUCCGUUCCACGCGUCUCACGACCCUGCUCAGGCUCACGCGCUCGCCGCACGCCUCGCGGGGUAGCCCGCUCACGGUGAGCCUCUCCGACCUCGGGAGCAAGACCGGCUUCCCCGUCCUCGUCUUCCUCGGGCUUGGGUGCGUACGCCACAUUAUGGGGCUGUACGACGAGAUGGCGGAGUGCAUGGGCAUCAGGCUCAUUACCAUCGACCGGUGGGGACUUGGUCGCACAGAGGUGCCCAAGUCGAAGUCGUCGAAGGGCAUCCCUGAAUGGGCGUCUAUCGUCGAAGAGGUGCUAGACCAACUCGAGAUUGAUCAGUGCAGCAUCAUGGCACAUUCGGCUGGUACGCCGUAUGCCAUGGCUUUCGCCAACAAGCACCCAGAACGAGUACGAGGCGAGCUAUGUCUGCUCGCACCGUGGGUGGCGGGCGGCGAGGGUGGCGGUUACAAGUGGCUUAAGUAUGUUCCCAACGGGCUGUUGAAGACCGCUCAAGCGGCGGAGUGGAAGGUCCAGGCGUGGAUGCUCGGUAAGCCUCCGACAAUCGCGUUCGAAGGCAUCGGCUUCGACAUCAAGUCCGCCCACACGUCCCCGCCUUCUUCCGCCGCGUCGUCGUCAUCUGCGUUGAACACCCCGCGAUCGCCCCCGCACUCCGCCCACUCCCACUCCACCGUCACGCCCGCCAAGACGUCGCAGUCCGAGCGAGAGCAAGAGCCACGACCGAGCACGUCGACGACAUUUUCCGACUACGAUGACCUACGCGACUUUGAAGGUCGCUUCGACAGCCUGAGCACCAUCGGGCAGGGCGGGCCCGGCCUCAGCCGGAAUCGUACCAUCAGCGAAUUCAAGUCGAGCCCCGGCACGCCAGCACGGAAACCAUCACGAGGCUUCCUCGGUCGCUUCAAGUCAAACGGGCAGAGUAACCAGCAGCAGCAGCCAACGAGUCCUCAGGGCGAGAAGUCGAGUAGCGGUCCCACCAAGCGACUUAAAGCGCUUCGGUCUAUGGGCUCUCUCAAGGGCCGUUCCCGUGCCGGCACCAAGGCGUCCGACCCUCCACUGCCCAUGACAACAUGGCUUCCCCCGGCACCCGAGAGGCCAGAAGUGGGCCUGGGCUUGGAUCCGUUCGACUGGGGAGAGUUCAACAAGUCACGGUCUCGGUCACCUUCACCUCUUGUGCUGAAGCCUAAAGACCUCGCUCCUCUGGAUACCAGUGAGAUGUCCGACAUGACGACCUCUCCUCGAGCCUCUGGUAGGCGGUCAAUGUCGAUGGUCACUGCCAGUCCAGCGUCACCAUCCAUAUCCCUCUCGUCUUCCCUCCACCCGAUCUCGACGGCGACCUCGAGCGCUGGUUCGAAGACGCCCACAGCCACCCCAACCCCGGGCUCGGCGCAGUCGUUCCAGGUUGCGCUUGGAAACGCGCUCAUCGCGGCGUCACAUGCCGAGUCCGCGAAGGGAACGCACAACGACCUGCUGCAGAUCUUGAACCACGACCGCCUCCCGUUAGGCUUCUCGUAUCUCACGUACCCGCACGACGUGCGUGUGUGGUACGGCGACCACGACGAGAAGAUUGGGGAGAACGCGGUGCGGUGGAUGGAGCAGACGAUGGGUCCCGACAAGUGCCGCGUCACGGUCGUCAAGGGUGCUGAGCACGCGCUCGUGUAUAGGAGCGGAGUCGUCAUCGAGGUGCUCGAACAGCUGACGCAGUUCUGGCGUGACUGGCCAUGA
Epithele typhae is the source of this 3258-nucleotide messenger RNA. RefSeq lists its product as uncharacterized. Bases 1 to 3258 code for a protein of 1085 amino acids. NCBI's taxonomy places the organism in Eukaryota, Fungi, Basidiomycota, Agaricomycetes, Polyporales, Epitheliaceae. The transcript has 5 exons. The record is from RefSeq and is a predicted model, not a curated record.